Molecule: messenger RNA, 1110 nt
Organism: Gadus macrocephalus (Pacific cod)
Lineage: Eukaryota; Metazoa; Chordata; Actinopteri; Gadiformes; Gadidae
Exons: 2
Coding region: 137-763 (208 amino acids)
Source: RefSeq, a predicted model, not a curated record
GGCAAAGGGAUUCCAGGACCAGUGGCAAUUUCCUAACUGCCUUGGUGCCUUGGAUGGGAAACACAUCUCAAUUAUCCCUCCACCAUCCUCAGGGUCUACUUUUUAUAACUAUAAACAUAGCUUCUCAGUUGUGUUGAUGGCCCUGGUGGACAGCAACUACCGCUUCCUUUAUGUGGAUGUGGGGUGCAACGGCAGGGUGUCUGAUGGUGGGGUUUUCAGGGGCUGCUCACUCCAGCAGUCCCUUGAGCAGAAGACAGCCAACAUCCCCGACCCUGCACCACUUUCUGGUACAGAGCUGCUCUCACCCUACACCAUAGUGGCUGAUGAGGCUUUCCCGCUCAAGGAGUAUAUCCUGAAGCCCUACUCUAGCCGCGGCCUCACCCAGGAGCAGAGGAUUUUCAAUUACCGGCUUUCAAGAGCACGGAGGGUGGUGGAAAAUGCCUUUGGCAUACUAGCAAACCGCUGGCGUGUCUUCACCACAAAGAUCCACCUGCAGCCAGAGACUGUGGACAAGAUUGUCCUCGCCUGCACCGUGCUGCACAAUGUCCUACGUGACCAUGGUGAUGGCUACACCCAGCUUCCCAGCGAGCGGGAUGGCCCUGGUGAACAUGGUCCAACCCUUGCCCAGGCUGCACUACCACGCAGCACAAACACCACUCUGCAGGCUAAGAGGAACAGAGACAUCCUCUGCAAUUACAUGUGCUCAGACGCUGGUGCUGUAGCAUGGCAGUGGGACAAAAUUGAAUCAUGUGUGUGGGUGUAAUUAAUAAUCAAGCUGUAUUAUAUUCAAUUGUUUUAUAUUUCAUAUUCCAGCACAGAUCAAUUGUAUAUAGUUGUAUGUAGCCUAUUCUAUUAUCCAUCUCCAAGUUGUAGUUGAGCCGAUUGUAAACAAAGACAGAUAAAACUGAAAUUUAACUAACAGGAAAUGCAAUGUAUCCAACAACGGGUAAUUUAAACAAACUGUAAACUCCAGCUAUUUACUCCAAUGCAGAUGUAGUGAAGAAUGACAAGACACAGUAACUCUAGCCUACUCUUGAUACCUAGGCCCAUAUAUGUGUUAAUGUUAAUUAAUAUGUGUGAUAAGUUUUACUUUAAAUAAAUACCUUUUCA